Molecule: messenger RNA, 1352 nt
Organism: Rhizopus microsporus ATCC 52813
Lineage: Eukaryota; Fungi; Mucoromycota; Mucoromycetes; Mucorales; Rhizopodaceae
Product: 26S proteasome subunit P45
Exons: 4
Coding region: 36-1352 (438 amino acids)
Biological process (GO): proteasome-mediated ubiquitin-dependent protein catabolic process
Cellular component (GO): proteasome regulatory particle, base subcomplex
Molecular function (GO): proteasome-activating activity; ATP hydrolysis activity; ATP binding
Source: RefSeq, a predicted model, not a curated record
AUUCUGUUUUUUUCUUUUAAACCAAAAAUAACAAAAUGGGAAAUUCACAAUCUGGCAUGCCAAGAGGCAAUGACAAAAAGGAUAAGGAGAAAGAUAAAAAGAAGAAGUGGGAACCUCCCGUUCCUACUCGUGUAGGAAAAAAAAAGAAGAGAGGACCAGACACAACGGCUAAAUUACCUCAAGUCUUUCCUACAACACGCUGUCGUCUCAAGAUGCUCAAGAUGGAACGUAUCAAAGAUUAUCUCUUACUCGAAGAGGAAUUCGUACAAAAUCAAGAAAGACUCAAACCUCAAGAGGAAAGAGAUCAAGAAGAAAGAACACGAGUGGACGAUCUUCGUGGCUCACCAAUGACUGUGGGUUCACUGGAAGAAAUCAUUGAUGACGACCAUGUUAUUGUUUCUUCAGCCACUGGGCCAGAGUAUUAUGUCUCAGUCAUGAGCUUCGUAGACAAAGAUUUAUUAGAGCCUGGAUGCAGUGUCUUGUUACACCAUAAAACUAUGUCUGUCGUGGGUGUAUUGGCAGAUGAUACAGAUCCUAUGGUGAGUGUCAUGAAGUUGGAAAAAGCACCUACAGAAUCCUAUGCAGAUAUUGGUGGUUUGGAAAAGCAGAUUCAAGAAAUUAAAGAAGCUGUCGAAUUACCUCUGACACAUCCUGAACUUUAUGAAGAAAUGGGUAUUAAGCCACCAAAGGGUGUUAUUCUCUAUGGUGUACCAGGUACAGGUAAAACUUUACUGGCAAAGGCUGUAGCCAAUCAAACAAGCGCCACCUUCUUGCGUAUUGUCGGUUCGGAACUGAUACAGAAAUAUCUCGGUGAUGGUCCCAAGCUUGUUCGUGAAUUAUUCCGUGUCGCUGAAGAAAAUGCACCAUCAAUUGUGUUUAUUGAUGAAAUUGAUGCUGUUGGUACUAAGCGUUACGACUCUACUUCGGGUGGUGAACGUGAAAUUCAGCGUACCAUGUUGGAAUUGCUUAAUCAGUUGGACGGUUUUGAUUCAAGAGGUGAUGUCAAAGUGAUUAUGGCAACAAACAAGAUUGAAAGUUUGGAUCCUGCCUUGAUUCGUCCAGGCCGUAUUGAUCGUAAGAUUGAAUUCCCACUUCCUGAUGUAAAGACAAAGCGUAGAAUUUUCAAUAUCCACACUUCAAGAAUGACAUUGGCUGAAGAUGUUGACUUGGAAGAAUUUGUCAUGUCUAAAGAUGAUUUAUCUGGUGCUGAUAUUAAGGCUAUUUGUACUGAAGCAGGUCUGAUGGCUUUACGUGAGCGUCGUAUGAAAGUAGUAGCAGAAGACUUCCGUAAAGCAAGAGAGAAGGUGUUAUAUAGAAAGAGUGAAGGAACACCUGAAGGCUUAUACCUUUAA